Esox lucius (northern pike) is the source of this 878-nucleotide messenger RNA. RefSeq lists its product as uncharacterized. The record is from RefSeq and is a predicted model, not a curated record. NCBI's taxonomy places the organism in Eukaryota, Metazoa, Chordata, Actinopteri, Esociformes, Esocidae. The transcript is spliced from 3 exons. Bases 17 to 751 code for a protein of 244 amino acids.
UCAACCUAAUCAAGAAAUGAAGGAAAAGAAAGUGGAGAUUCUGAGUAUCACUCUUUACCUCUUCUUUGUGUUGGCAGUAGCAUCUGCAAAGCCGGUCAGUUUGCAUGGAUUACAGUUCAGAAACGUGGUGGCUGACAGCAUGCAAUCCUCUGAGUCCUCUGAGUCCAACGAGUCUUCUUCAGAGAACACUGGCCUGCCACCACAGACGGGCAAUGAUCAGCCAAUGGUCGCUGGCACAGAGGCGGAAAUACCUGAUACCCAGGAGGUGACUGACCCACCAGACACCAACGCUGUAACAUCUGAAACAGCCUUAGCAGUUAAUGAUACUUUGAUUGCUUCACAAAUCGCACAUGAGACUGAAACUUCUUUGGCAGACUCACUAAACGGGACUGAUGUUGAGGCAACCUCACAACAACCAGUAAACAUCACAGCAACAGACACUCCCAGUCUGUCUUCGGAUGUCAUAACCAACCUUACGUCUCUGGCUAUAACAGCGUUGCCUUCAGUCACCGAGGCAACCACAAUCCAAGAGUUCCACGUAGGCACAACACCUCCACCAGCCCCAUACCACAAACCCAUUAUGGAGCAGUCGACACCUCCACCAGUCUACACAGUACAAGGCCUAACACCUCAGCAGACAGUUCCGUUGGUAACAACAAAGGGCAUGUCUGUUGUGCCAGGUUGUUUUACUGUAGUAUACAUAACCAGCCCUCAGGCUCAGCCGGUUCCUGCUAGAGGCGAUAGCAUUUAAAGCAUGCAAGUGCUUUACUGUCGCUACUGGCAAAUACUUAUAAUCUCCUGCACGUCAUAUGGCUAAGUAUCUUUCAAGAGUGAUUGAUCAAUUUUAUUUGGCAGUAAUAUUAUCAAAAAAACAUAAA